Notothenia coriiceps (black rockcod) is the source of this 6951-nucleotide messenger RNA. RefSeq names its product dedicator of cytokinesis protein 9-like. Gene Ontology annotation, biological process: positive regulation of GTPase activity; small GTPase-mediated signal transduction. Lineage: Eukaryota; Metazoa; Chordata; Actinopteri; Perciformes; Nototheniidae. Bases 222 to 5984 code for a protein of 1920 amino acids. Gene Ontology annotation, molecular function: guanyl-nucleotide exchange factor activity. The record is from RefSeq and is a predicted model, not a curated record. The transcript is spliced from 49 exons.
CAGCUAAGAAUUACAGUGAGACUGAAUAAACUCAUCCUCCAGCUGUGCUCCUUGGCUCUCUUUUCUGGAUCAUUUUUGCCCGGAUGCCAGUGCACUCUCCCCGGGUCGGGAGCUGUGGAUUUGCAGGUCAGAGUCAGAGAUCAUGGACAAGGGAGGAGCAGGGGGCGAGCGAGGAAACUGGGUCACUCACUCCUGACUGAUGCCUGUUUGGACCUGGAGGAAUGGGGUGCACCACCAGCGCGGUGGUGUUUGAUGGGCUGCGCACAGUGUUAGAGAGGAACUGUAGCGACUACAUCUGUAAGGGAGGGGAGCCCAUCGGGCCGUCUGAGGCUGAGAGGGCGCUGAGCCGGAGAGAGUCCAGAGCUUUCCCAACACCCAGAGUACUCAAGGUGAAGCCAAAGGUGAUCGAGCCGCUGGAAUAUGAAAAUGUGUUGGUGCAGAGGAAGACACAGAUCCUCAGUGAUGUCCUCCGGGACAUGCUACAGUUCCCCCUGGAGGACUUUGAGAUUUCAAUUUUGAGACGCCAAGGGAGAACCCUCUACCCUACGCUGCCGGAAAAUGCAGAGCGGGAGGCCCAGAGUGUGUUCGUCCAGGAGUGCAUUAAGACCUACAAAUCUGACUGGCAUGCUGUCAACUACAAGUAUGAGGACUUUUCUGGAGACUUUCGUCAGCUUCCAAACAAAGUUUCCAGGCCUGACAAACUGGCUGUCCAUGUCUUUGAGGUAGAUGAAGAUGUCGACAAAGAUGAGGAUACGGCCUCCCUAGGAUCCCAGAAAGGCGGGUUUUCCAAACAUGGCUGGCUGUACAAAGGAAACAUGAACAGUGCCAUCAGCGUCACCAUGAGGUCAUUCAAGAGGAGGUAUUUCCAUCUUACUCAGCUCGGGGACGGCUCUUAUAAUUUAAACUUCUACAAAGAUGAGAAGAUCUCCAAAGAGCCCAAAGGAACCAUCUUCUUGGACUCCUGUAUGGGUGUGGUUCAGAACACCAAGGUUCGACGGUUUGCUUUCGAGCUGAAGAUGCAGGAUAAGAGCACCUACCUGCUGGCCUCGGAAAGCGAGGCAGAGAUGGAGGACUGGAUCAACCUGCUCAACAAGAUCCUGCACAGCAGCUUUGAGAUCGCCAUGGCAGAGAAGAGGAAUGGAGACAUUCAUGAUGAUGAUGAUCUUGGAAAGUCCGACAGCUCCUCUGGCAGCAUGGACAGCUUUCAGAGUGCAAGAGAUAUCGAGUCCAGGAUGAGGAACGAGACCAGAUUGAAGCUGUUCACCCUGGACCCCGACACACAGAAACUAGAUUUCUCAGGAAUAGAGCCGGAUGUGAAGCAGUUUGAGGAGAAGUUUGGAAAGCGUGUGCUGGUGAACUGCAAUGACCUCUCAUUCAACCUGCAAAGCUGUGUGGCCGAGAACGAGGAGGGACCCACCACCAACGUGGAGCCAUUUUAUGUCACCCUGUCACUGUUUGACAUCCAGAACGGCAGGAAGAUCUCCUCGGACUUCCACGUGGACUUAAACCAUCCGUCUGUACGAGGCAUGCUGCCCAGUAACACCAGUCAGUAUAUGAACGGGGGAGGGGACACCCACCCUGAAGGGCAGCGGUUAGUCCAUGGGGUGCCAGAGGCCGCGAUGCAGUAUCCGAGACAGGGUGUAUUCUCAGUAACGUGCCCCCACCCAGAUAUCUUCCUGGUGGCUCGCAUAGAGAAGGUGCUGCAGGGAGGAAUAAACCACUGUGCCGAGCCGUACACCAAGAGUUCAGACUCCACCAAGGUGGCACAGAAGGUCCUGAAAAAUGCAAAGCUGGCAUGUUGCCGGCUGGGGCAGUACAGGAUGCCUUUUGCCUGGGCAGCAAGGACUUUGUUCAAAGAUGCUUCAGGGACAUUGGACAAAAGUGCUCGUUUCUCCCCUCUGUACAGACAGGACAGCAACAAGCUCUCCAAUGACGAUGUGCUCAAACUGCUGGCUGAUUUCAGAAAGCCAGAGAAAAUGGCCAAGCUGCCUGUAAUCCUCGGAAACCUUGAUGUUACUAUUGACAAUGUAGCCCCCGACCUGACAAAUUGUGUUACCUCAUCCUACAUUCCUGUGAAGCAGUUUGAAGUCAGCCAGAAGACCAACAUCUUCUUUGAAGUGGAGGAGUUUGUGCCGUGCUUAGCCAAAUGUUCUCAGCCUUUCACCAUCUACAACAAUCACCUCUAUGUGUACCCGAGGCACUUGAAGUAUGACAGCCAAAAGUCAUUUGCAAAGGCUCGAAACGUAGCUGUCUGCAUUGAGUUCAAGGACUCAGAUGAGGAGGAGGCUGUUUCACUAAAGUGCAUCUAUGGCCGACCUGGAGGACCCUUGUUUACCAAAAAUGCCUUCGCUGCAGUAUUGCAUCACCAGCAUAACCCUGAGUUCUACGAUGAGUUUAAGAUUGAGCUGCCAACCCAGCUCCACGAAAAACACCAUCUGCUCUUCACCUUCUACCACGUCAGCUGUGAAAGUAACAACAAGGCCAGCACCAAAAAGAGAGACCUGGUUGAGACUCAAGUGGGCUACGCCUGGCUCCCCCUACUGAAAGAUGGCCGGGUGACCAUGAAUGAGAGCCAGAUCCCUGUGGCUGCCAACCUGCCUGCUGGAUACCUCGGCUGUCAGGAGGGGGCCAGCAAGCAUUCAGGACCUGAGGUCAAAUGGGUGGAUGGAGGCAAGCCUUUAUUUAAGGUUGCCACUCACCUCGUGUCCACUGUCUACACUCAGGAUCAACAUUUGCACAAUUUCUUUGAUCACUGUCAGAGCACUGAAGCUGCACCCCAGGUGCCAGGAGGAGAAUUGGUCAAAUACCUGAAGAGCCUGCAUGCCAUGGAGAGCCAUGUGAUGAUUAAGUUCCUGCCCACCACCCUGAAUCAGCUCUUCAGGGUGCUAACCAGUGCCACCCAGGAGGAUGUAGCAGUCAAUGUAACCAGAGUCAUGAUUCACAUUGUAGCCCAGUGCCACGAGGAGGGGUUGGAGCACUACCUGAGGUCAUAUGUAAAGUUUGUAUUUAAGUCUGAGCCACAAACAUCCUCCUCCAACCGAUUAGUGCACGAGGAGUUGGCUAAAGCCAUGACUGCCAUCUUGAAGCCUUCCACUGACUUCCUCACGAGUAACAAACUCCUAAAGUACUCCUGGUAUUUCUUUGAAGCCUUAGUGAAGUCCAUGGCUCAGUACUUGAUAGAGAGCUGUAAAGUGAAGCUGUCCAGGAAUCAGCGCUUCUCAGCAGCCUUCCAUCACACUGUGGAGACUCUGGUCAACAUGAUGAUGCCACACAUCACUCAGAAAUACAAAGACAACCUCGAUGCUGCCAGGAACGCUAACCACAGUCUGGCGGUCUUCAUCAAGCGCUGUUUCAACCUGAUGGACAGAGGCUUUGUGUUCAAGCUGAUCAACCACUAUUUCAACUGUUUUAUGCCUGGAGACCCAAAGACGCUGUUUGAGUUCAGGUUUGAGUUUCUGCGAGUGGUGUGCAACCACGAGCACUACGUCCCCUUAAACCUGCCCAUGCCUUUUGGAAAGGGAAGGAUAAUGAGAUUUCAAGACCUCCAGAUGGAUUACUCGCUGACAGAUGACUUCUGUAAGAACCACUUCCUGGUCGGGCUGCUGCUCAGGGAGGUCAGUACAGCUCUGCAGGAGUUCAGGGAGAUCCGUCAGAUAGCCAUCCAUGUGCUGAAGAACCUGAUGAUGAAACACACAUUUGAUGAGCGCUACUGCUCCAAGAGCCAGCAGGCCAGGUUGGCCACCCUGUACUUUCCCUUGUUUGGUCUGCUCCAGGAGAACGUCAACAGGCUGAAUGUGAAGGAAGUAUCUCCAUUCACCGUCAACCACUCCAACAAUAAUGGAAAGGAUGAUUCUCUUCUUACCAACAUCUUGAUGACACCUCCCAGAUCCAGCACCUUUCUGGACCCCAGCUUGCACAAAGAUGUUUUUGGAGUCAUCUCUGGCACAUCUUCACCUCACGCAUCGUCGACGCCCAACAUUAACUCUGUUCGCCACGCAGACUCUCGCGGCUCACUCAUCAGCACUGACUCUGGAAACAGCCUACAUGAGAAGCACAAUGACAAGAGCAACUCCCUGGACAAGAACCAGGCUGCUUCAAACCUGGGCAGUUCCCUGCUGCGAUGUGAUAAACUGGACCAGGCAGAGAUCAAGAGCCUCCUCAUGUGCUUCUUACAUGUGCUCAAAAGCAUGUCUGAAGAUGCUCUGUUCACAUACUGGAACAAGGCUUCACCUGCUGAGUUAAUGGACUUCUUCACUCUAGUCGAAGUGUGCCUCCAUCAGUUCAAAUACAUGGGGAAGAGAUACAUUGCAAGGAACCAGGAUGGGGCAGGACCCGUAGCACAUGAGCGGAAGUCUCAGACUCUGCCUGUGUCCCGUAACAGGGCGGGAAUGAUGCAUGCCCGCUUACAGCAGCUCAGCAGCCUGGAUAACGCAAACACUUUUAACCACACCUACAGUCACUCGGAUGCAGACGUGUUGAAUCAGUCUCUGCUGGAGGCUAACAUCGCCACUGAAGUGUGUCUGACUGUCCUGGACACGCUAAGCAUCUUCAUCAUGGGAUUCAAAACCCAGCUGUGCUCAGACCACGGCCACAGUCCACUGAUGAAGAAGGUGUUUGAAGUCCACCUCUGUUUCCUCCGGAUCAAUCAGUCAGAGACGGCCCUCAAGCAGGUCUUCACUUCACUGCGCACCUUCAUCUACAAGUUUCCCUGCACUUUUUUUGAGGGGCGCGCUGACAUGUGUGCUGCUUUCUGCUGUGAGAUCUUGAAGUGUUGUAACUCCAAGCUGAGCUCCAUUCGCAGCGACGCAGCCCAUCUGCUCUACUUCCUCAUGAAGAGCAACUUUGACUACACAGGGCGCAAGUCUUUUGUCCGGACUCACUUACAGUUGUGUGUACACAUUCUGAUCAAACUAUUCUUUGCACAGAAACUGGCCCACCUGUAUGACACGCUGCAUCGUGCAUACAGCAAAGUGACAGAGGUGAUGCACACAGGAAAGAGAUUGCUGGGCACCUACUUCAGAGUGGCUUUCUUCGGCCAGCAGUACCACUUUACAAACACAGAGGCUAAGGGCUUUUUUGAAGAUGAAGAUGGUAAGGAGUACAUCUACAAAGAACCUAAAUUCACUCCUCUGUCAGAGGUAUCUCAGCGGCUCCUUAAGCUGUACUCUGACAAGUUUGGACAGGAGAACGUGAAGAUGAUCCAGGACUCUGGCAGGAUUAACCCCAAAGACCUGGACUCCAAGUAUGCAUACAUCCAAGUGACACAUGUGACCCCUUACCUGGAGGAGAAGGAGGAAGUAGACAGGAAGACAGACUUCGAGAAGUCCCACAACAUCCGCCGCUUUGUGUUUGAGAUGCCUUUCACCAUAUCAGGCAAAAAGCAAGGCGGGGUGGAGGAGCAGUGCAAACGCAGGACGAUACUAACCACCACACAUUGUUUCCCGUACGUAAAGAAACGUAUCGCAGUGAUGUAUCAACACCACACUGAUCUAAGUCCCAUCGAGGUGGCCAUCGAUGAGAUGAGCAAGAAGGUGGGCGAGAUCAAACAGCUGUGCUCCUCCAUUGACGUGGACAUGAUCCGUCUGCAGCUCAAACUGCAGGGCAGCAUCAGCGUGCAGGUUAACGCAGGGCCGCUUGCAUAUGCACGAGCUUUCCUGGACGAAGCAUGCGCCAAGAAGAACCCAGAUAACAAGGUCAAACAGCUGAAAGAGGUCUUCAGGCACUUUGUGGAAGCCUGUGGUCACGGCUUGGGUAUUAAUGAGCGUCUGAUAAAAGAAGACCAACAGGAGUAUCACGAUGAGAUGAAAGCAAACUACAGAGACCUGGCCAGAGAGCUGUCAAUCAUCAUGCACGAACAAAUCAGUCCUGUGGAAGAUGGCAUGAAGAGCAUUCUUCCAGACUCUCUUCACAUCUUUAACGCCAUCAGCCGCACGCCAACCAGUGCCACCAUCCACGGCAUCCCCAGCUCUUCCUCUGUGGUAUGAUGCUGGUUGAGCCUUGAACUCAGCGCCCGCUAUACUCGCCAACCAGGCCUGCUGGUGAUGCCAUACUGUCGCUUCUGACCCUGAUCCUGCUUCUCUUCAGUCAGCUGAAGAGAAACUGUAAAAGGCACAGACCAGUGACCACCUUCCUCGAGAACCAUGACCAAGGCACUGGACCUACUUUAUAUAUUAAUAUAUCCACGGCUGGUCACUGUGUUGGAGGUCUGUGACAGUACUGAGGUGAAGCCUGAGGGUCUUGCAGGACAGACUUUGUUCCUGUUUUCUGGCCAGACAUAUUGUGUCACCUGUUUCUACCUGAAAAGACUGGGCCGUGUUUCCAAGGAGACAUUCCUGUUGGGACCUUUAACAUGCAUGUCUUUACAUUACACCCACCACCCUCCCAACAGUCCAUUUUAUGUUUAUUUUGAUAAUGUUUCACUUGUGUUUUUUGUAUGUACAGUAUUCCACUUUUAUAUACCACUGUAUGAUGACAGUAUAUGCUGCGUCAACACUCCUCUCCUUGUACAUGAAGUUAUAUUUCUACUAAAAGGGCCUCCUAUGACACGUGUUAGCGUUCAACCUUAAAUCACUUCAAUGUCUUAGAACGGGAGCAUUUUUAAAUAUUUAAAGCCAUUGCAAACAAAAUAGUAUAUUCCACAAUGUUUAUUAAUGUAUAUAAAAAAGGAGUGUGUGCAAUAUUUGUAUCUUGCUGUGUGGGGCUCAUACACUGUAAAGAUGAUGUUCACCUUCUUGCCAAAGCGAUGAGGUGUGGAUAAAAACACUAUGCCUACUGUGGAAGUAAUAAGAAGCUUUUACCAUUUUAGUGUUUAUUGAAAUGUUCAAGAAAUUGUUUUAUAUUUGGACAGCAAUGGGUUUUUUAUUUUUAUUUAACACAAAGUCACUGUUCUGCUGUAAACAGAGAUGUACCCUAAUGCUUUUCUUUUAAAUAAAACACACUCAUCUCUCUGCA